Cheilinus undulatus (humphead wrasse) is the source of this 2296-nucleotide messenger RNA. RefSeq names its product ankyrin repeat and SOCS box containing 1 (gene asb1). The transcript is spliced from 5 exons. The coding region runs from base 157 to 1209 and encodes 350 amino acids. Gene Ontology annotation, biological process: protein ubiquitination; intracellular signal transduction. The record is from RefSeq and is a predicted model, not a curated record. Gene Ontology annotation, molecular function: protein binding. NCBI's taxonomy places the organism in Eukaryota, Metazoa, Chordata, Actinopteri, Labriformes, Labridae. Gene Ontology annotation, cellular component: ubiquitin ligase complex.
GACUGAGCUUACGCCGUCAUCAACGCAGUCACGUUUGUUUAUUUUGAUGCCUCAUACGUGACUUCGCUCCUUCAUUUUGCCGUUUUAAAGCGGGGACUGGUGUCAGUCUACCCCCAGAGCCUUAUUUUCAGGUUGACGGUGUGACAUUUCAGGAUUAUGGCUGACGGUCAAGAGGCUGAUGUCGACGAUCCGCCCAGUAUCAAUUUCCCACCGCUCAUCACUGUGUCCGAUCUGCCCAGUGCCACUGCUGCAGGUCGUAACCUGAAGGAAUGGCUGCAGGAGCAGUUCUGUGACAAACCUCUGGAGCAGGAUGACAUGCGACUUCACAACGCAGCAUAUGUCGGAGAUUUGGACACUCUGAGGAAUCUGCUGCAGGAAGACAGCUUCAGACGGCGCAUCAACGAGAAGUCCGUGUGGUGUUGUGGCUGUCUGCCGUGUACCCCUCUGCGGAUCGCAGCCACAGCGGGUCACGCCGCCAGUGUGGCCUAUCUGAUAGCACAAGGGGCCGAGGUGGACCUGGUUGAUGUGAAAGGUCAAACGGCCCUGUACGUAGCUGUGGUUAACGGUCACCUGGACUGUGUCAGGAUCCUCCUUGAAGCUGGAGCUGAUCCUAACGGAAGUCGCCAUCAUCGCAGCACCCCGCUGUAUCAUGCAGCGCGAGUGGGACGGCUGGACAUACUGCAGGAGCUCAUCAGGUUCAAUGCUGAUGUAGACAUGGACCACCAGCUCGGUCCCCGGCUCCUCUUAAGUGCCCGCACCCUAAACACCCUGGUCGUAUGUCCUCUCUACAUCAGCGCUGCCUACCACCACCUCCACUGUUUCCGGCUGCUUCUCCAAGCUGGAGCUCAGCCUGAUUUUAACUACACUGGGCCCGUCUGCCACGAGGCUCUGACCCGCGGCCUGGCCUCCUGCCUGCUGGAUGCUGUGCUGAGACACGGAUGUGAAGUGGCCUUCAUCCACCUGCUGCUGGACCACGGAGCAAACCCGGCCCUUGUUCCCUGGGAUGAGGCUGAGCUGGAGGCGCCUAAUCGGAGGAAGGUGGAUCCAGAAGCACUUCAGGUCUUUUUGGAGGCAAGAAGAACCCCACGGAGGCUCACACACCUGUGUCGCAUCAGGAUCCGCCGAACGCUGGGCAAAAGUCGUUUAAACCAGAUAACCUCAUUACCACUACCACAACCCAUCAAAAACUUCCUGCUUCACCUGAACUGAAAACCAUCCACUUCCUUCUAUAGAUAUCUCUGAUCUGACCUUAAAAACUGCCCAGGAUAGGGCAGGUUUUUUUUAACCCCAGUUUUCUUAUAUGUCUGAAAACAGUGAAGAGUGAUGUAACACCCCUAUCUUGAUGGUUUUGAGCUAAUAAGAGAAACCUUUGGCUGUCCUCAUUCAUGAAAACUUUAUGUACUGCUAAAUGUUUGCCUUGUAACCGUCCAGUUUGAUGAUGUGUUCUGGUCCUUCAUGUAGCACUUUACAGCUUAAAAGCCAUAUUGUGACUGACAUUCAUUUUGGAGCAGAGACCUAAACAUGUCAUGUAUAAAACCCCCUCUUAAGAGCUGAGAAACAAAAACUCAAAUGCGGCUCGUUGAAUUGCUUUAAAUGCUUGUCCAGUUUAUGUAAACUGGGAUUUUAGCUAUAUUACCAGCUCUCAGCAGGAAGAAAUGUGCAGAAACCAAAUAUUCUCACAUUUGAGAGACAAAACGAGUGGUUUGGAAAGUCUCCUAGAUUGUACUUGUAAUGUGAUUCUUCUUCUGUUGAUACAUUAAGCACUUUGAAUUAACAGGCAAUGGAAAUGCUUGGAAAUCGGUUGGUAAACCCCAAAUAAUGGCAUUCUGUGUUCACAUUUGUGCUGGUUGGUGGUGUUAGAUGAUUUUAGCCGUAUGCCUUAACAAUGUGGUUGCUAAAAUUGCCUCAAAGAUUGAGAAGACCCCAAAGUUUUGAUGGAGAAUAAUGGGCAAAGCUAAAAGUGAGUAGUUUUUCAGGUCCUGUAUAUUAACUAGAAGACUUGCAGCAUGAGACGAGUUUACAUCAUAGGUGUAAUUACAAAAAUUUGUGUUAAUUAUCUACAUAAAGAGGAGACUUUGUAGAAUAUAUUUACUGCGAAAGUGUAUUUAAGCAACAUUUCUGUUAAUGAGACAUAUUUAUAAUGCUAUAUGAUGUAUUUAUGAUUCAUUUAGAAAACAUUGCACUAAUGUCUGUGCAUGUCUGUUGCAGAGCUUUGUUUUACAUUUUUUAUGACAUGUCAGUGUAUUUGGCUUUGUAAAGCUCAUCUUUCUUUGCAUACAGUAAAUGUGCAAUAAUU